CUGUAGUAAGCAGUAUAAACUCCCAUAGUAUUCCAAAUAUAAGAUUAAGAAUGUUACUGUAGUAAGCAGUAUAAACUCCCAUAUUAUUCCAAAUAUAAGAUUAAGAAUGUUACUAUAGUAAGCAGCAGGAUCUAGACAGGCAGAUAUUACGAUUGAAAAACCAUCCCUCAGAAAACUUUAACUUUAUGGUUGUGUCUGGUUCCCCUCGCCUCGGAAAGUUUAACGGUUCUGUUCGGGUUCCAGGGCGUGAUGCAGGGGGGAACCCUGAAUCCUGGGAGGGUGGUGGGCCCCCUGGGGGGUGGGAGGAGCCCCCUGGGGGCUGGGAGAUUGCCCCCACCUCCUCCCAAGAAGUCGGGCAGACUAAACCGGAAGCCCGAAAAUCCACCAGACGACCUGUAAAACCACCCCCGGACCGGGCGAAGCGCUCCAUCUUUAUUUUUUCCCUAAAAAAUCCACUUCGUCAAUUUUUCAUCCAGAUAACCGAGGCCAAAUGGUUUGAGAUAUUCAUACUGUUAGCUAUAUUAGGUACCUGUAUAUCCCUAGCUGUGUAUACUCCGCUACCGAAUGGAGACACUAAUGAUAUUAAUGAAUUUUUAGAAGAAAUUGAGGUGAUAUUUACUGUAGUAUUUACUACUGAAUGUCUGAUGAGAAUAAUUGCUCUUGGUUUUAUAAUGCAUCCCUCCAGCUACCUCAGGAACACAUGGAACAUUCUGGACUUCACCAUUGUUAUGAUAGGUUUACAGAUUGAAGGAUUUGAUGUUAAAGCUCUUAGGGCUUUCAGGGUCCUUCGUCCACUAAGACUUAUUUCUGGGGUCCCUAGUUUACAAAUUGUCAUGAACGCAAUCUUGAUGGCGAUCAUUCCGUUGAUGAACAUUGCCUUGCUGGUUCUCUUCGUUAUCAUCAUCUACUCCAUCAUCGGCUUAGAGCUGUUCAUGGGAGCUUUCCAUAAAACAUGUUUUGAUAUUUACACAGGAGAAAUGAUGGAAGAUCCAACACCUUGCGGCGGUAUUUACAACUGCCCCAAUGGAACUGAAUGUCGCGGCGAAUGGGAGGGUCCACAAUGGGGCAUCACAAGCUUCGACAACUUUGGUCAGGCCAUGCUCACUGUUUUUCAGUGUAUAACUCUAGAAGGCUGGACCGAUAUGCUUUACUGGAUUCAUGACUCCCAAGGAAACACGUGGCAAUUUAUUUACUUUGUGUCAAUGGUGGUGCUCGGGGCCUUCUUUGUUAUGAACCUCAUUCUUGGUGUUCUAAGCGGAGAAUUCUCAAAAGAGAAGGAAAAGGCGCAAUCCCGCGGAGAUUUUCAACGGUUACGCGCUCAACAACAACUGGAAGAGGAUUUACAGGGAUAUAUAGACUGGAUAACACAAGCUGAAGAGAUGGAACAAAAAGAAGAAGAUCUAGCGAACACAAUCAAGGGAUAUAUAGACUGGAUAACACAAGCUGAAGAGAUGGAACAAAAAGAAGAAGAUCUAGCGAACACAAUCAAGAUUGAAAUGAAACUUUCAGUUCCUGUUACAGCAAACGUCAAUGAAGGAGAGAAGCGGCCAAGACGACAUCUGCGGCAGACAACGUGGCAGAAACGAAUUAAGAACUUUGAAAAGUGGAACAGGAGUAUGCGAAGACAAGCACGUUUGGUUUGUAAAUCCCAGGCGAUGUUCUGGCUGAUUAUCUGCCUUGUUUUCCUUAACACUUGUGUUCUAGCCACAGAACAUCAUAAUCAGCCCCCUUGGUUAGAUGAUUUCCAGGAGUACACAAACCUGUUUUUUGUAAUUUUGUUUACAUUUGAAAUGUUGCUCAAAAUGUAUGCCCUGGGUCUCUCUGGAUAUAUGGUCUCCCUGUUCAAUAGGUUUGAUUUCUUCGUUGUUGUGAGUUCUAUUCUUGAGUUUGUUCUUGUAAACCAGCAAUUAAUGCCUCCACUUGGGAUGUCCGUCCUGCGUUGUAUUCGUCUUCUUAGAGCUUUCAAAGUUACGAGAUAUUGGUCCUCAAUGGGAAACCUGGUGAAAAGUUUGGUUAACUCUAUAGCGUCCAUCAAUGCACUCCUUGUCCUUCUUGUACUUUUCAUCUUCAUCUUUGCACUCCUUGGGAUGCAAAUAUUCGGUGGCAGGUUUCAGAACGAAGAGUCUAGAAGCACAUUUAACAGCUUUUCACAAUCCUGUUUAACCGUGUUCCAGGUAGAGGAGAGAGUGGUUUGGUUUGGUUUGUUUGGUUUUAAAUUUCUCAGAGCCUGCGAUUUAAAAUAUGGUGUUUCAGGAAUAAAGGGAAUGGGAGCCAUAGCUAGCUUGUAUUUCAUAAUUCUGUUUGUGACUGGUAACUUUAUUCUGUUAAACGUUUUCCUCGCUAUUGCUGUGGACAACCUCUCUACCGAGGACGACGACGUGGAGGUCGAGGAGGAGGCUGAACCUCAGAACCUCAAUGGGAAAGAACCACCUCCAAAAUAUUCUCAGGAUGAUUCUAAAAUUCAAAUACUGGGAGACCUUGAAGAUGACAUAAUGGAAGAUAUCCCGCCAAAUAUUCCACUCAAGGAUAUGGUAGAUGAAGAGGUACCUGUAUAUGAUGAAGAUGAUUCACCCAACUCAGUUCCACCAAUUCCAAGCGGAUCCUCAUUCUUCAUCUUUUCAUCAACUAAUCCGUUCCGUGUAAUGUGUUGGAGGAUACAAGGGCAUCCAGUCUGUGGAAAUAUAAUCCUUGUUUGUAUCCUGGUCUCAUCAAGCUUCCUAGCCUGUGAAGAUCCACUCCGAGCUAAAUCAGAAAUUAACCAGACGCUAGGCCUGUUUGAUUACUUCUUUACAACAGUGUUUACCCUGGAGUGUACCUUGAAACUCAUCUCCUACGGUCUUUUCUUCCAUGAAGGAGCUUUCUGCAGACAGGCGUUUAAUUGUCUGGAUAUAAUAGUUGUGUCGGUAUCCUUGAUCUCCAUAUUCGGUGGAUCUGGGAUUGGGUUCCUCAAAAUUCUCAGGGUUCUCAGGGUCCUCAGACCUUUGAGAGCUAUUAACAGAGCUCCAGGUUUGAAGCAGGUUGUUCAGUGCAUGAUCGUUUCUGUGAAAUCUAUUGGAAACAUAAUGGCCGUUACAGUUCUUCUCAUAUUCAUGUUCGGAGUUAUAGGUGUUCAGUUGUUCAAGGGGAAAUUUUUCAUGUGUACAGAUUUAAGUAUGACCAACAAUCAAACAUGUCAGGGGGAGUAUAUAGUGUUUGCUGACGGAGACAUCAACAGACCUGUGAUUGAAGAGAGGAUCUGGGAGAGAUCUAGUUUUCAUUACGAUAAUAUUCUUCAUGCUAUGCUCACACUCUUUGUAGUAUCAACCUUCGAGGGCUGGCCGGGAAUUUUGUACGUGUCAAUUGACUCCAAUGAGGCUGAUAUAGGCCCUAAACAGGAUUAUAGACCUGUCGUAUUCUUCUAUUACUUCAUCUAUCUCAUCAUCAUUGCUUUCUUCAUGAUCAACAUUUUUGUUGGUUUUGUUAUCGUUACAUUCCAGAAUGAAGGAGAAUCCUCGUUUCAAGACUGUGCCUUAGAUAAAAAUCAAAGAAACUGUAUACAGUUUGCUAUGACUGCAAAACCGGUUCGACGAUACAUUCCAAAGCAUCCCUUGCAGUACAGACUUUGGUCCUUUGCCACCUCACCGUUCUGUGAGUACACUGUAUUCAUUGCCAUCCUGCUCAAUACUACAUCAUUGGCAAUGAAGUUUUACAGACAGCCUACUGGAUAUACAGAUUUCCUCGAUAUAUUAAAUCAAAUCUUCACAUAUUUCUUCCUAAUAGAGUGCACCCUCAAAUUAGGCGCAUUCAGAUUCAAGAAUUAUUUCGGGGAUCCAUGGAACGCUUUCGAUUUUUUCAUUGUAGCCGGGUCCUUGGUGGAUCUAGGAAUGGCGAAAAUAAACGUAAGUAUAUAUUAUUUGUUUUCAUACUAA
Messenger RNA from Eurytemora carolleeae, 3908 nucleotides. RefSeq names its product muscle calcium channel subunit alpha-1. Gene Ontology annotation, biological process: calcium ion import across plasma membrane. The record is from RefSeq and is a predicted model, not a curated record. Gene Ontology annotation, cellular component: voltage-gated calcium channel complex; membrane. NCBI's taxonomy places the organism in Eukaryota, Metazoa, Arthropoda, Copepoda, Calanoida, Temoridae. The transcript has 38 exons. Bases 186 to 3908 code for a protein of 1240 amino acids. Gene Ontology annotation, molecular function: high voltage-gated calcium channel activity.